Aphidius gifuensis is the source of this 1284-nucleotide messenger RNA. RefSeq lists its product as uncharacterized. Lineage: Eukaryota; Metazoa; Arthropoda; Insecta; Hymenoptera; Braconidae. The transcript has 11 exons. The record is from RefSeq and is a predicted model, not a curated record. The coding region runs from base 545 to 1198 and encodes 217 amino acids.
CUUAAUUUCUUUGUAAAUUCAUUUUUAGGGGAGAAAUGGAAUCAGUUAUUUUAACAGCACCACACUUUCAACUCCAACCGGCAAUUCAUCAAUUAUCAAUGGAACAGUUGCAUCAAAAAAAAAUGGAACUAUACUAGGAUCAUACUAUUAUAACACUUCAACUACACUUCAAACUCCAACAGGCAAUUUUUCAACAUUCAAUGGAACAUCUGUACUAAACAGAAAUAAAACUUAUACACCAUCCUAUUAUCACACUUCAACAACACUUCAAGCUCCAACAGGCAAUUUUUCAACAAUCAAUGGAACACUUGUACCAAAAAGAAAUCAAACUUAUUAUUACACUUUAACACCCAAUUUAUCAGCAAUUAAUGGAACAUUUGAACCAAAAAAAAAUCAAACUUAUUAUUUCACAGUAACACGCAAUAUUUUAUCUGCUGAACCAGAUACAACAACUGCCCAGCCUCAAUCAACUCCAAGUUUUGGUAGAUACCAAGUAGAAAAUAACAAAACCGACGAUGAUGAAUAUAACGAGAAAAAAGCUAUAAUGGAGAAACGUCUGGAAUCCUUGUUAGAACGUAGUCAAUUUCCUAAGUUCAUGAAUGAUCCAUAUGGCUAUAAUAACACCUCAAAUGAUACGAAAGACAAAUUCAAGCCAGAAAUUACACUCGAACAUCGUAUUGAAUUCGAACCACAAGAAACAACAACAGCAACUCCAGAUUUUAGCGAUAACCAAAUGUUGAACGAAACAAUCAAUUCAACUGGAAAACAAUACCCAAAUAAAUUCCAAGUUUUAUUUGAUCUUUGGUUGCUUGAUUCUGGAAACGGUGAUAACAUGGGCAAGGUUGAUUGGAAUAAUCUUUCAAUGAGUGAAAUACCUGAGAUAAUAUAUGACGAUUAUACACUUGUUCAAAAAAAACAAACAAUCUUAAACACAUUUAAUGUUUUGAGUAAAUUUAUUGAACAAUAUGUGAGCACUGAUCAACCAGGUUCUGGAUCAUUAUUAAGAUUUUUCAAUGGAAGUACCACAAUGCAAGAUCUCGUUAUGAUUGCCAAUGUAACAGAUUUUAUUCAGCUCAAUGGAACAACUGACGAAACUACUUCCAUAACCAACUCAGAUCAAAAAGAAAUGGAAAAACAUGGACAGAAAGUAUUUCGUAAAAUAUACACUUACACUGAAGAAGAAAUAACAACACAAUAAUAAAUUUUAAGUUUUUAAUUCAACUAAAUUUAUAAUACAUAAAUUUAAAUAUAUAAAAUAAAAAGAAACAAACAAUGGGGCAAAAC